AUGGAUAAAUCCAUUAGUUAUAUUGAUUUUAAAGAGGCUUAUGAAUUAGAUAAGCGGUUGAUGUCUCCCGAAUUUGGAUAUACUUUGGAACAAUUAAUGGAAUUAGCCGGGUAUUCUGUUUCUAAAUGCAUUCACCAUAUAACACAAAAAUAUAAACCUGCAAAUAAACUUUUAAUCAUUUGUGGGCCAGGAAAUAACGGGGGUGAUGGUCUCGUUGCUGCUAGGCAUUUAACCUGUUUCGGGUUUUAUGUUAAAGUUUUUUAUCCAAAACUGGGGAAAAAAACUCUUUUUAAUAAUUUAACUAUGCAAUUGAGAUCAUACAAUGUAGAAAUUUGCGAUAAUUUAAAUGAAAAUGAAUAUGAUGAUUUUGAUUUGAUAAUCGAUGCUAUUUUUGGAUUUGGAUUGAAAGGUGAAGUAAGAGAACCUUACAAUACAAUAUUGCGCAAUCUUUCUAAGUAUACUAAUAAAAUCAUUUCAAUAGAUGUGCCCUCUGGACCAUAUUUAGAUGCUGACAAGUCUAAUGCAAAUGUUAAUGGUUCAAAAAAUUUUCCCUGUAAUAUAUCAUUAUGUGUGCCAAAAAAUUGUGUGAAAAAUUUCAGUGGAUUACAUUUUUUGGCCGGUCGAUUCCUGCCUCCUACAGUAAAAGACGUGGUGCUUCCUACGUAUACUGAUACUAAUGAAUUUGCCCUAUUGAAUAAAAAUCAAUGA
Babesia microti strain RI is the source of this 708-nucleotide messenger RNA. Its product is annotated as YjeF family N-terminal domain. Lineage: Eukaryota; Apicomplexa; Aconoidasida; Piroplasmida; Babesiidae. The transcript is spliced from 4 exons. Gene Ontology annotation, cellular component: mitochondrion. Gene Ontology annotation, molecular function: NAD(P)HX epimerase activity. The record is from RefSeq and is a predicted model, not a curated record. Bases 1 to 708 code for a protein of 235 amino acids.